Notolabrus celidotus (New Zealand spotty) is the source of this 5633-nucleotide messenger RNA. It is a transcript of the gene cdk6, whose product is annotated as cyclin-dependent kinase 6. Bases 1745 to 2722 code for a protein of 325 amino acids. The record is from RefSeq and is a predicted model, not a curated record. The transcript has 7 exons. NCBI's taxonomy places the organism in Eukaryota, Metazoa, Chordata, Actinopteri, Labriformes, Labridae. Gene Ontology annotation, biological process: regulation of G2/M transition of mitotic cell cycle; signal transduction; G1/S transition of mitotic cell cycle. Gene Ontology annotation, molecular function: cyclin-dependent protein serine/threonine kinase activity; ATP binding; cyclin binding. Gene Ontology annotation, cellular component: nucleus; cytoplasm; cyclin-dependent protein kinase holoenzyme complex.
UAGGGCGAGCUUGUCACAUCGCAUACCCGCUGGCGCAUUGUUUCCUGCGGGAGCUCCUCAAUAGUUUGAGAGAGAUAGAUAGUGUGGCCGUCCAUCCAACACACCUCCUCUCUCCCCUCUCCGAUCCCCGCGGUGCUCCCGGGCUUGACACGGGAGACAAAACCCGCGGAGAGGACUAUGAAUGGUAAAGCACCGAGGAGGCCGAGGGAGAGCAAAAAGGAGGCGGUGAGCCUUUGUAGUCGGGGAGGAAUGCGGAAAUGUCCCCGCUCCGUGUCAAACCUCUCUGAAGGGGGUCAGGCCACAUUCAGCCGGCGUGGGAAAGCCAGGCAGAGACGGAGCUCACACAGGCGAGUGGGGCUGCAGUGGCAUGGGCCUAUCCGGGGAUAUAUGGAAGAAAAAAGGAGAAGAAAGAGAGGAGAAAAUCCAAAGAAGAGCGUGGUUUUGGAGGGCUGUAUCACGCGUUUGCCUUUGUCCUAUGACCCCCCCACAUGCUAUACCCCCUUCCCCUCGUCACCCCCCACCCACAGAGUUGCAGUGAGAGUGCGUGUGUGAGUUUUCGUACUGCCCCCCUCCACCUCCUCCUCCCUUGUUUGAGUGUCUCUCUGCCUGGACUGGUGUAGUCUGAGGGAUGGGGGGUUAGAGGCUGCACCGUCCAACUACCUGUGUGGCCCCCGCAUGGAGGACAGUGGACAGUGAUGCGUUUGGUGCAGGACAUUUUAUCUGACACGCGAGUGUCUCCUCAGCGUUUUAUCGGACAUGCCGACGUAACGACAUUUUAUUGACAUCAUAAACUAAGGUAAACUCUAAAAGUGUGGAUAUGUUUGCAGGUUAUUGUGCAAUAAGUUUAUUUGAGAACAUUUGGAUGUUACUUUACAAUACGGACACAUUAUAAAACCCUAAAACAGCAAUUUCCGACUUUCUAGAAUUCACUUUAAUUAGCUUAUUUGAGCCCACGCGCAAUUAAAUUAGAAAAAAUUAGGAGACGCUGUAUUAGCUAAUGAAUACACUUUUAAAACUCUGCUAUAUAACUGUUUCACGCAAUUAUAUCGGUUUUGUGUCUGAAAGUUGAGUUUUAUAGCGUUUUAAAUGGACUGUUGCUGUAGGAAGUUCAGACAAUGCAAUCAGACAGCCACGUGCUCUCAAAGUUUGUGUCGCCCCAUGCACGGACUUUGAUAAAACAGGACAUUCAAGCGUUAGAUUGGUAUUUAGCACGCAUUGAACGGGUUGUUGUGUAAAGUUUGUGUUCAUUGUUUGUGUGCUCUCUUUAAAAUGUUUUAGUUUAAUUUCCUUUAACAGAGAAAGACAGUUCAGAUGAGCUUAACAACAUUGUAUGUUAGGUGAAUUUUAGAAAGCGCGAGACAGUUUGUUUCUCGCAAGCCUCUCUGAAAAAGAGCCUAAACCUGAUUAAUUUGAAUUAUUUCACUUUUUGUUGGUGGUAGGAGGACAUGAGUUGCUAUGCGUAAUAGGAGGAGGAGUGGAAGUUUGGACGCAACGGGGCUCUUGUGUUGUUAGUCGGAAUAAAACAUGAUGACAGCCCUGUUCUUGCUUACCUGGAGCAAAAUUUGACCAGAUUUGACAAAGAUGGUGUCUUCCUCCAUCUGUGUCUCCCUGUCAUCUAGGCAUUGCAUGUGCCAACUUUUUUCUGUGAGAAUGUCUUUGUGAGAAACUCUCUGGCUCGUCACCCUCGCCGGGAUUCCCCGCAAUAUUUUCAACAAGAGACGAGGAACUACAAUAAUCAGCAAAAAUGGACAGAGAAAGUGCGGGGACUCAGUAUGAGCCUGUGGCCGAGAUUGGAGAAGGCGCUUAUGGGAAAGUGUACAAGGCGAGAGAUCUGAAGAACGGGGGACGCUUUGUAGCCCUAAAAAGAGUUCGAGUCCAGACGGAGGAAGAGGGCAUGCCUCUCUCCACAAUCCGGGAGGUGGCGGUACUGAGGCAGCUUGAGGCCUUUGAGCACCCCAAUGUUGUCAGGUUGUUUGAUGUGUGCACAGUGUCUCGGACUGACCGAGAAACCAAACUCACUCUGGUCUUUGAGCAUGUGGACCAGGACCUGACCACCUACUUGGAGAAGGCCCCCGACCCUGGCGUCCCACCUGAGACCAUCAAGGAUAUGAUGUACCAGCUGCUCCAGGGGCUAGACUUCCUGCACUCACACCGCGUGGUUCACCGUGACCUGAAGCCCCAGAACAUCCUGGUGACCAGCGCGGGACAGAUCAAACUGGCCGACUUUGGUCUAGCCCGCAUCUACAGCUUCCAGAUGGCGCUCACCUCAGUGGUGGUGACAUUGUGGUACAGAGCCCCCGAAGUGCUGCUGCAGUCCAGUUAUGCUACACCGGUGGACCUGUGGAGCGUCGGCUGUAUCUUUGCUGAGAUGUUCAGGAGAAGACCGCUAUUUCGAGGAAACUCAGAUGUUGAUCAGCUGGGAAAGAUUUUUGAUGUUGUCGGGGUUCCUUCAGUAGAAGACUGGCCCCAAGAAGUGGCCCUACCACAGAGUGCCUUCACCCCUCGGCCCCCUAAGCCGAUAGAGGACUUGGUUCCAGACAUGGACGAGCAGGGACGGGCACUCUUACUGCUGUUCCUCGCCUUCAACCCCUCCAGGAGGAUAUCGGCCUUCGCAGCACUGAGCCACCCGUACUUUCAAAGUGUGGACAGCCUCAGUCGGAGUGUGUACGCGGCCCAGCCAAUCCCCAGCAACAAACCCACCAUGGAGGAGAGGAGAGCCUGAUGGUCCUCCUCCUCCACUUUGAAUCCCAUGCAGUGUCUAUAAAGAGUAUUCACAGUGCCCCUCCUUAGUGUGUUUCAUGUUUGAUUGUUUUUACUGUGUUAGUGUUCAUUAAGCUUGUUCGACACUGAUUAACAGACUUAAAGGCAAAGUAAGAAUCCUGUAGAGGCUGAUAAGACAUAAGUGAAAUAAACUUCAAGUCAGUGUUGAGUUAAUGUAAUUAAAUCUGUAGCAGCUUUUGCAUCCUUUGUGAAAGAGCUCAACCCUCUGUCAAGUGUGCAUUGUUAGCCUCACUGGAUGACAGUUUCCACUUGAUUGGAUUGAGGUCUGGAUUAUCAUUUGGUCAUUUGAUAAUGCUCACUUUAGGCUUUGGAGAAAGUCUGCCUCGAACACUGCAGCAGAUUUUUCCUUCAAAUUCCUCAAUAAUGCUACAUUUAUUUCACCCUGUUGUCACACAGCUUCCAGGGACUGCUCUACAAUGACAUACUACCAACACAGAGAGUCUACAUGUUUGUAGAAAAAUACAACUGAAAUGUCAUGAUGAUUUUUGACAUUUUCUCUCUCUUUGCCGCAGUUGCUAUAAGCUUAGAAUCUCACAUUUCAGAGGGAACCCUCGUUGUCUUUUAGACCUAUCUGUAUAUAUUUUUUCUUUGACUUGAAAAAGGUUUUGCUGGCAUAUCAGUGUCAAAAAAGCUUAAUCAACUGUGAGUGUACAUAAAAACAAAAAAACAUGAGACACACCAAGGGGGAAUAUUUUUAUAUUUUCAACGUUCAAAGCUCGAGGAAACAAAAGUGAGGCUGAAAAUGGUGUCAAGAACUAUGGCACCCCCCUGAAAAAUGCACAAAAGCUCUCCUCCUUCCAUGAACUGAUGGAUUGUAAUUGCUGCUUUUAGGUUGUUAUGAUUGACUGUAAACAAUGCAAACAGUCAUUGUCUGCUAGAAGUGAGCAGGAGGCCAGUGACCAGCUUCCAGGAGCCCUCUUUCCCGGGGGGAGCUGGACCAUACAGGAGCCUGUGUGAACAUCAUGGACCUCGCCUGCCUAUUAUGCUCACGUUGUUUGUUUGUAUGAUGAGCAGACACACAGAAUCAGCCAUCUCACAGAUAUGUACACGACAUUUACCGUGUGCACCACCACUGUCCUAAGCACGUUCACGUAUACACCUUACUGAAACAUUAUUGGGCAUCACAUGCCAGCCACUCACUGCCAUGUUGUGACUUAUCAUUCCAUUUCUUCAUGUAUUUUAUUGCUGCCACCUUGAGGAUGUCCUGAGGAACUGCAGACCAGUAGCGGGAUUCUAAUGGUUUCUGCAAUCUUCAAGGAGCUUUUCAUAACGGGCUGAUCAGCGCUGAGACAAUGAUGAAAGAAGCUUUUCUAAAAACGUUCCUGCCACUCACUCUGUGUUUUUUAACUUUCUUGUCAGCCGUCACAGGCUUUUAUCAUUUUAAAAUACAAUGAUUAUUUACUUUCCUAAUGAUACAGUAAUGUACAGGCUUGCAAUAGGUGGAAAAAGUCCCACCAGCACUAUUCCACAUGAAUACAUUCGGCACAGAAUAGCAUUGCCAAUAUUAUGUAUUUAAUUUAAAUUUUAUUGACAAGUCUUAUAUGCUUGUUUUCAUCAAGUUGUUACUUGAUUUAUUUUUUAUUUUUACAGAUUCUGGGGAACACAACAUUCAGAAAACAGUGACACCAACUCCAGAUGAUGACAGAAUAUGUGUAAGAGUAGUUUGACAAAGUGAGGAAUGUAUUGAGGAUAGGUAUUGGUACUGUACAGUAUAUAGUGCUAAGUGCAAGCUCUAAUGAUAGAAAUCUUUUGAUACGUGCAUUGUCAGCCCAUAGAUAUGUUGUAAAAUGGAUAGAUGUAGAGUAGUGAGGGUCAGCGGAAUGUUGUAUGGCAAGAGAAUUUUGCCUUUUGGAAAUGUUGGGUGGGCUCUGUGGGUGCUUGUUGAAUUUUAAUCUGCUUCGGAUUGAGAGUGACUACGAACUUUACAAUAAUGCACAAAUAUUUUGUGUACAUUUUUCACUCUUUAUUUUACAGUCGUGUCCCGUCAUAUUUAGUUAUUACCAGCAAAGACAGAGCAAGUUAUGCAGAGUUGUAUUUUUGUAUCUAGUAGUUCUUGCAGAACAGUAACAUAUUUUAACACUGGUUUACGUUUUCUUAACAGGUAGUGCUGCUAGCACACACACACACAGACGCACUCUCUAACUCUCUCAGGUUCUUUUAAAGGACGUCCGAGUCUUUCGGACACAGUUUGCACAUCUUUGGGCUACUAACUGACCACAUCACUACUCUUUCAGGUUUCCUUUCAAGCUGUUCCAUGAUCAUAUCAUUGAUCAAAGUCUACUGUCAUUCCUAUUUAUCAAUCUUAUGUUACUGUAGUCAUUACUGUCUAAAGAUAACUGCCUGUAUCAACUGUUUUUAUCAGCUACUUUUAAUUGUAAGAUGGCGAACACAAUAUAGAUCAUGUAUAAUUGCUUGACUAAGCACUGUGUGAAUUUUUUAUUUGAUAACUCAUGACUCAUAUCUGGUGUCAGUGAUGCAUACAAUGCAAUGAAAGCUCCAAAUACUUACGGCAUAGGGGUUUACAAUUACAUGACUGCUUUUGUUUCAUUACACUUGAUACAAUCACUGUAUACUUUUUUCAUAAUCUAACCAGGUUUAAACACAUUUCAAUCUCAAAAGAUAACACUUUAUUCAACUGUUAAACCUAAGAAAGCUUCAAUGUGUUUAAACCAGUGUCACCUAAACCAACUUUAAACUCAAAUUACACAUGUUCCUGUGUCACAUUGUUUUUAGCAGAUGAAAAUGGAUGCUAGAAAAAAACACAAUCAUGGCAUUAUACUUAUGUAUGAUUGCUGGCGUUGGUGUCCUAUUAUUGUGUUACACCAAUUGAAUAAAAAGCAGCUUUUUCAGAA